UUUCAGACUACCAUUACUGUGAGAUGUUUUAGUAAACUCGAAUAAUAAUUAUUUGCUGUUAUUGUUUUUAUAGAUCCUUAGAUUGUAUUUAGUUUAUAUAUAUCACACAUGGCUGAUAAGUUGCCAUUAUUACCUGACAAGGACGCAGUAUGUGCAGACGUGAAGUCUGUUCUUCAGGAGGUGUUCCGCGACUCGAACUAUUUACCAAAAGUCGUUGAGGACAACAGUGACUGGGUAGAAAAGUUGUCUGAAGACAACAAAGUAUUGAAUAAUCAGGAGUUAAAAUUACGAGAUGAACAUGCGAAACGCCUCUCGAAGGAACCACUUACAAAUAUUUACAGACUCCAUUCUCCCAGGAUCUUGCAGAAUGAUCAUCAUAGCAAGUGGAAGAAACUUGUCGGCCUAAUAGGAAGGAAGGAUUUAAAACCGACGCUGAAACAGGAUGCAUCUGGAGACAAUAACCUUUGGGUGAGAAAUAUACUUAAUGGUAGUUCUGGAAACCUUGCAACAAUUAAAGUCACAGGAUCAAAGAUACACCCGCCAACACCUCUACAAAUAUCCGAUGACAGUAGUCUGCAGUCUAUCAGCUGGGGACCAGUGAGACAAAUAUCACCGGCUCCAUCUCCGUCAUCGUCUUCAGCCACACCUGUUCCUGAUUAUAUAAUUUGUAUUCCUUCGCAAUUAAAAUUUCUAAACUUUGAUAUUGGACGGCUUCAUACGCAUACUUUAAGGUUAAUUAAUGUAUCAAAAUUUGAAAUGCGUGUUUCUGUACGUCCUCCUAAACGUCCCGAGCUGGACGUGGAGCUCUGUUCUCGGCUCGUUGUCACUUCGGGAUCCGCUGCUGAAAUAAAGAUUCAUUUUCGACCCCAAGAUGUUCGUGAGUUGAGCGAUCAACUUUUUGUUCGAGUUUCUUCGGGACAGAAACUCAUUAUUCCCAUCGUAUGCUACAUGGAACCGCCAACGCUUAAUAUAAUAUAUCCUCCCGGAAGUCUUCAACUGUCGUUACCCGAAUAUACAAAGACAGUGUCAGACGUUCUCGACCUAGGAGCUCGUUUGUUGGGUGACGUACAUCAAACUCCGUUUGUACUGAAGUGUGGAGAACGACACAGUUCUUUUUUUUUACUCUCAGAAGAUGCGUGGCUGGAAUAUUCUAUUGAAGUAGCUAUUGGUACAAGAGACAACAUUCCAAUGUACGGUGUAGUAGCGGACCGCUUCUUUUUAACGCCGGUAAGAUGGUGUGGAGGAGGCACGGUACAAGGCCUUGCUCUCUGUCGUGCCGACACUCCAGGUCUACACACGGCGUCGUUAAGAAUAUUGUGUUCGACAGCAAUCGUAAGACCACUGCACCUGGUCGCUGAUGCUUUAUUGUUCUCUCCUAAACACAUAACUUUGAAGGCUCAAGAUAAAGACUAUGACAUAUGUAGUGAAGAUGAUCCGGCUUGUGAGUAUUACGUUCACCUCGGAACCAGUUUUCCAAACGAAUCUCUCUCUGCUACGGUUACAAUUUGCAACCACAGUUCCUUGUCUUAUAACUAUCAAUGGAGUGUCAGGCCAUGGGGUGUUUGUUCCUGCUGGGAUCCAUCGUAUUAUCAAGAAGGCGAAGAUAAUGACAGCGACCUCUGUCCCGGCGCGUUACGUACUAAACAAGAAAUGAAGACAGAGAUGGACAACAAGCAAGCUGAGGGCGACCCUUCGUCAACCGUGCACGUGGAGCCACCGCAAGGUCGUCUCGAGCCCCGUCGUCAUAUUGAGCUCUGUGUCCGAGUACCAGAUGCAGGAGGAACUCCUGGGUUGCGAAGGGCUGUGCUUAUGUUGAUUUUAACCGAUAUCCCUAAAGAAAGUUUCCCAGCGGAUUACAAUCCUAUGAUCGUCAGUAUAAAUGUCCUUCAUGAAGAAGCCAUUCCGGGAGUGUCCAAGAGCUGGUCACGCGAAGUGUGUGAUGUAGUGUGUGCUGAAAUGGAAGUGUGGUGGACCGUGGUUCCCGUGAGGUUCGCACUCGACCCUCCCCUACUACUACUGCCUCAUUCUCGAAGAAUUAAAUCAGUGACGAUCAAGCUUCGCGCUACGCAGUUAUGCGGAAUAUCAAGUGUAAAAGCGCAUUUCGAAAUGAUGACACCGCCUCCGGGACCUCCGAGGCUGACGCCGGGACGCGCACACUUCAUAUCUGCUACAUUACCAUUGACAGAAUUACCGAACGAGUUUCCUGACACGUCAUAUAUACGUCUGAGGUCGGAGCAGUCCGCCUGGUGCGUGUCGUGUGCCGUGAGUCGCUGGUGCAGUGAACGAGCCCCGGGCCUCCGCCCAACCCGCUGCUGGCUUGGAGUGCUCCCCCCGGGGGUGGCCGUACGGACCGAGUUGGCCGUACUCAAUGACACUCACCAGCAUAUACACUGGUGGGGCGCGUGUCAUCGUUGGUACCGCGAGCGUGCCGUGUCUCUGGCGUGUGAGGGUCGUCCCCCGUGUGUGGACUGCUGCAGUCGGAGCUGCACCUGCCUGUUACUGACUCCGUCCCGGGGAGCCUUGAGACACAAGCAGAGAAUCACUCUCCACUACCAGGCCAAUGCCCCGGAUUCGGAUGGCUGCGUGUCGACCCUGGUGCAGGUCAGGCGGACAGCCCCGGACACUAGCUCCGUCCAAAGCGUCCCAGGGUCGGCGGCGCGCGCUUCUCUCGUCACCUACCGAGUACUGGCACCGCGAAUCGUCCUUAGCGUGCUGCCCUGUGGAGGAGACAAGAGAACAGAAUGUGUCGGCUGUGCCCUCGACUCUAGUUCCACGGCUGUGUUACGUCCGAGGUCUGCCCUCACCGUGGGAGAUACCUCCUGUUGUCGUCUUCGAAUUACUAACACCACCCCGAUACCAACUCACGUGUCGUGGGAACCAGCUCUAGAAGAGAAGGACGCCUUAAGAAUAGUCUUCAUACCCGACGAGUUCGAGCUCGGUGGUUACUCUCAAGUUACUGUAAUGGUGACCUUGGAAGCCAAGAGUGUGGUCAGGCGUCGCCUGUUCGUCCGCAGAGCUCACGUCCUUCAUUCCUACAAACCGUUGUAUUUGUUAAUUGACGCUGCCGUUUCAGGUGUGGAGGUGUCUGUGGAGUUUCCUAUAGGUGGAGGAGAGCACACUGAUUCAUUUGUCUCGAUCAAGAUGUUGCAAAAGGAAAACAUCGCUGCCAAUAUUACAAUAAGGAAGCCACAGUCACCCUCAGUCACCGAGAUGUUUGCUGAAUACGAUCGUAAAAGAGUUUUCCAAAAAGAGAAUACUUGCACCUGUAAGUAUGAGAUGGUCUUCAUUCAACCCAAGAAGGAACCGCAACCACCAACCCGAGACACCGAGGAUUCUCCGGCGGUCGAAAUAGUGGAAGCUCCUCCGGCCCUUACUCGCGUAUGUCCUUGUUCCGGUCAAUGUAAGCCUAGGGUGCCUGAAGACGUUGAGCCCUAUUGUAUUCAGUUCGUUGGUCUUCCGUUAAGAAAUGUCCGGAGUCGUCCAGUGACACUCCGUAACACUUCUCGUCUGCACGCUCGCUGGAGCUGCGCUGUCCGUAGGCACAAGAGACCUCGUUACAGGACGGUUCAUACCAGGGAGGAGGACCAGUGGUCGGAGACCGUUCAUCACCCAGGGUACUCCUUGGCCUGUUCUCCAUCACACGGCAUGCUGGCUGCCAACACCUCGGCCUGCUUCAGCGUUUCAGUGUUCGCAGACACCUGGGGUCUGUACUACGACCAGAUCAUCAUACUGAUCGAGCAGUUGGAGCCGCUCGUCAUAGACGUGUGGGUGGAGGUGGUCGGCUCACCGCUGAGCUUCGCCUUACGAACACGAGACUCUCCAUGGCCCGUGCUGUGGAUCUCUCACUCGGAUCCCGAGCGUCUCGUAAACAUUACGAAUACUUCACGCGCCGACUUGACAGUAUAUCCAUAUAUUAUUAAAGAAAAUGAGUUUAAACAACAAGACCUUCCAUUCCGUCUCUACCUGCGUCUUGUUGAUGUGUUACCUCGUGUCUGUCCUUGUCUCUCUGCCUUCAGUUCAAGAAGUUUUAUAGAAGAAGAGGUUUCGGAACAAAGUAUGUACGAAGAAGAAAUGGACACAGGUGUGGAGUUAUAUCUGGCACCCGACUUUGGAAUACAAGACGACUCGUUUUAUCAGGUCGAGCCGCUACAGUUGUCGAUAAAAGAGGGAGAGAGUGCCUCAUUAACAAUACGGUCACUUCCACAUCAUGAAGUAGCGCCUUAUUCCACGUUAAUGCUUCGAAGUUUACCAGUUAAAGAGUGCGGUGUAGCUUGGUACCGCCCUCCGCCACCCGUCCAGUGCGUGGCACUGCGUGAGGCUGAACGACACUCCGACCUCAGAAUCACUCACUCCGAGAUACAAGUGACAUUGUGUGCCCUGGAUCUGCCCCCCGAUGAUAUCAUGAGAGUUCGCAAAAUGGUGAAACUACAGAACACUGGGGAAGGGCCCUUAGAAACUACGGCUAAGACAGGAGCGCCUUGGCUAUUAGGACUCUCCAGACAUAUGUGUAAAGCUCACUGCAUCGAGGGUGACAGAACCAAGUCCGAGAGUAUAACAGUCCAAAUGCCACCGAGAAGUUGCAUUGAAAUGGUCGUUGAGCUCAGUUUAAAAACCAAUGAUGUGUGGCCCUCGCAGGGCAGUGUGUAUCCUUCAAGAACCAUUACUAGGACUGAGUUGUGCUUUUCCGAUCACGAAGCCGUUAUGUUAUUGUCUCUUCCACUUGUAUUACACAUGGACAUGCCCAUACUUGAGACGGAGCCAGAGGUUAUCGACUUCGGUUUCGUGUCUGACAACACGUCUCGGAAGUCUUACUUCACUGUCAAACAUUCCAGUCCGUCCGCUGUUAUCGAGUUGGCGACGAGCUGGUCUGGUGAUAGGCAGUUCGAUCUUUGGCCUUCAAGUCUUUCUCUGCCACCUGGUGUCAGCGAACGUGUUUAUCUUCAGUUCACAGCUAAUUGGAUGGAGGGCGCCGUGUCUUGCGGGGAGGCCGUAAUCCGUUCCCGGGGAGCUGGAGGUGAGUGGUGCAGAACAACCGUCAGAGCUCGAGCCUGCGUCGCCCGGACAACCUCACACGUACACGACGACCACACUGAUGAUGUCAACUUACUGCCUUCCUAAAUAAAUUCAAUGCUAUACCAGUAACCACGUUAAGAGAGAAGAUCACACGUGUGUAGCGACUGUAGCUAUACCAUACAUAGAUACAUUAAUGUUGAGGAUACCUUAAAGUUUAAUAAGAAAUAGUAGAAAACCUUUUUUAUAUUAUAUUAACUCUCCUGUACCCUUGAUGUUCCGUUAAACAAGCUAUUUAAAAUAUACGUUCAACAAAAUUAA
Messenger RNA from Danaus plexippus (monarch butterfly), 5331 nucleotides. RefSeq lists its product as uncharacterized. Bases 109 to 5118 code for a protein of 1669 amino acids. Gene Ontology annotation, biological process: negative regulation of cell population proliferation. NCBI's taxonomy places the organism in Eukaryota, Metazoa, Arthropoda, Insecta, Lepidoptera, Nymphalidae. The record is from RefSeq and is a predicted model, not a curated record. The transcript is spliced from 37 exons.